Ambispora leptoticha is the source of this 204-nucleotide messenger RNA. NCBI's taxonomy places the organism in Eukaryota, Fungi, Glomeromycota, Glomeromycetes, Archaeosporales, Ambisporaceae. The record is from the annotation of a GenBank genome assembly.
AUGGCUAAAUCGUUUUGGGAGUCUUUCAAAUCCCUGCCACCCCGAACUCGCAUUUAUCUAGGAAUAGGUGGAAUAGCUAUUGGUUUGACGGGAAUUUAUAUCAGUGACAAACUCGAAGAAAAGUUUCCUGAUAAUACACCAUCAAACCCACCCACAAACGUUAGCAGCCAGACCGAAAACGAAUUUCCAAGUCUCAAUAAAUAG